Molecule: messenger RNA, 2183 nt
Organism: Dentiscutata erythropus
Lineage: Eukaryota; Fungi; Glomeromycota; Glomeromycetes; Diversisporales; Gigasporaceae
Source: the annotation of a GenBank genome assembly
AAGGCAACAACAACGACGUUCAUCUUUUGCCCAACUUGUUGAUGCCGAAGACGAGCAACUUUACUAUCGAUGUAGUGCUUGUAGUUAUAAACAUUUUGCUGAAAAAGAUGAAUGUCUAGUCCGUUUCAGAGAAGUCAAACCUCCAUCAAAAAUAUACGUGUGCGAAGAGUGUAAAACGAUUCAAUACCCAUCACGUUUAAUUAAGGCUAUGAUUUCCAAUAAAGAUGUGUUUAAGAGUAUUGAAAAUAUGAAUGAGGACGAUAAUCUUGAGCAAGAAACAGAUCUUGUCUCUCAGGAUCAAGAAGAAAGUACCACUGGUUGGGAUGAAUCGGCUGGAAAUGUGCAACGUGCAAACAUCAUGCAAGGCCGCGACGGUCGGUCAAAAGGACAUGGUAUUGUGCUCUAUGCAACUGUAGCUGAUGCGAAAAAUGCAAUUUCAACAUUUGACGGUUAUGAAUGGCAUGGAAGAAGAUUAGAAGUUAGAGAGGAUCGUAGUGCAAUGGACUUUCCUCCACCUCCUCCAAGAACUGAGGGAGCAAAUACUAUAAAUCAGUCGGAGGCAUUAUAUCCAUUUUCUUUACAUAUAAGUGGAUCAUCUGUAACUUCAAAUGAGAUCAAUGGAACCACGUCAUCAACGCAAACGUCGUCUUCUCCAGUAGAUUAUCCUAAUGAAAAUAUUACUUUGAAUGGUAUAUCUAAUAAUAUUAAUAACGGUACCACGUAUACUGACGAAUCUACGAUCAACAAUACGACUACUGGAACAAAUGGGUUGAAUAAUUCAAACACGAAUUUACAAAGGCAACAACUUUUUGUUGGCAACUUACCGUUUCGUGUACGAUGGCAAGAUUUGAAGGACCUAUUUCGAAAGGCGGGGACAGUGUUACGUGCAGAUGUGGCAAUGGGUUAUGACAAUCGAUCUAAAGGUCAUGGAACUGUUUUAUUCGGAAGUUUGGAAGACGCAAAAAAUGCAAUCGCAAUAUUUAAUCAUUACAAUUGGCAAGGCCGUAGCCUUGAACAAGCUUCUCAGGAGACUCGCCGGACUGUUGAUCCAGUACCAACACAUAACCAUACACAGGCUCCUUAUGUACCAAAUGCACCGAUGGAUAUUUUGCAGCCUACCAGAGGAAUCCAAGUACCGCAACAAAACUUUGCUGGGAGAUUACUUUUUGUCGGAAAUUUGCCUUUUAAUUGUCAAUGGCAAGAUUUAAAAGAUCUCUUUCGAAACGCUGGGAAUAUUAUUCGUGCUGAUGUUUCAACAAAUUAUGAUGGGCGAAGUCGAGGUUUUGGAACUGUGUUGUUUGCAACACCCGAGGAUGCUAGAAAUGCUGAAUGUACAAUGGUUAUGAAUUCCAAGGAAGAACUGCAUUUACCACCUCCUGUACACCCACACCAUCGACCACCGCCAACUUUGAUACCAAGCAUUGCACAUCAUAAUUUUCAUAUGGGUCCCCCACCACCAAUUCCACAUCCACAUUUUAUUCCUCCAACGCAUAUGGGACCUUUUUCACCGCCAUUGGCAACACCACCUCUAACCAGUCCACCACCUUUUACCAGUCCACCACCUUUUACCACCACAUAUAAUCCAUUGGCACAUAUUAACAACCAACCAAAUACAAAUUCAAAUAGUUUUGCACCAUUUCAUCCAAUUCCUAUUCAUCACAGUAUGGGGGCAACUUCUCAGCAAUCAUCAUCUAGUCAACCUCAAGGCAUGUCACAAGAUCAGGCGACCACGACCGCGACCACCGCUUCUCAAUUUAAUGGUUUUGGCCCGAUUGGAAAGAAUAACCAUUCACCACAACCAACUACAUCAUCGUCAAUAUCGAAUUUAGGAGCUAUAGGUUUCCCUGGAACUUCAAAUACGGCAAAUGGAAUAGUUGUCACAAAUGGAACUGAUAAUAAUUAUGGGACCGGGAAUGAUAAUGUUAUUCAUAAUAUAACAUCUUCAUUUGCUAAUUUACAUAUUAAUCCGACCCCUCAACAAUUAUUUUUCCAUCCACCGCAUCAUCCACAUCAUCGUCCACGGCUGACCUAUCCAUGGGAUCGUAAAGAUGAUAUUAACAUUGAAACCUUUCUCGAUAAUUCUGAUGAAGAGGGAUAUCGCACACCUCCUAUAAAGAUUACGCCCAACACAUUUAUAACCCCAAUUACAGAGCGCACCAAAGAUGUGGUUAAUGGGAAAAAUU